AUGGUGGUGGACGUGGCGCGCGGGGCGGGCCAGCGCACUGUGGUGGUCCGCCACCCCAUGCCCUACGGCAUCCUGCAGGAGCAGGCGGGCCUGUUUUCAGUCGAGGACCUGGCGGUCCACCACACCACCAUUGAGGAACGCGAGGAGUAUGAGCAGCACAUCAACAACGGCGCCGUCGUGUUUGCAGGCGUUGACUACGCCGCCAUACUCAGCGCCGCCGAGGCCGAGGCCGACAUUGUGCUGUGGGACGGCGGCAACAAUGACCUGCCCUUUUUCAAGCCGGACCUGUGGAUCGUGGUGGCGGACCCGUUCCGCCCCACCGCCCAGGCCAGCUACUACCCCGGCGACGUCAACUUCACGAGGGCCGCCAUCAUCGUGGUCAACAAGGCCAACACGGCACCGCAGGAGGGGGUGGAGGCAGUGCUGGCGAGCGCCAAGAGGCUGAAUCCCAACGCCUUGGUGUUCUGCACCUCUAGUGAGGUGGUGGCGGCGGACCCCUCUGCCAUUGCGAGCAAGAGGGUGGUCGUGGUCGAGGACGGGCCCACGCUCACGCACGGCGGCAUGCCCACAGGCAAGUAG
Molecule: messenger RNA, 579 nt
Organism: Monoraphidium neglectum
Lineage: Eukaryota; Viridiplantae; Chlorophyta; Chlorophyceae; Sphaeropleales; Selenastraceae
Exons: 7
Coding region: 1-579 (192 amino acids)
Source: RefSeq, a predicted model, not a curated record